AUGAAUGGAAUAUCUGCUGAAGUAGGAGGCGGACAAGAACUUAUGGUAAGGAAAAUGGAUAAUGAUGUGUGUGACACCCAAUGGGAAAAACUGGGAGCUUGGUUUAUAGGACCCACAGCUGAAAAUCUAGACGAGUUCUGCGACCUCGCCAUUGAAUCGAUUCGUCAAAAUGUCAAACCACAAAACUACUUUUCAAAUGACCGUGAGAUGAUCACAAAUGAGGUGAAAUCAUCUACAACUUACAAGAAGGAAAUGGCUAAACUAAAAUUGGAAUUGAAGGGUCUCAAUGUCGCACUUACAGAAUCUAUUCCAUACUCCAGUGUCAGAUAUCAGGGUCACAUGGUGUCUGAGACAACGCUACCUGCAAAGUUGGGUUACCUCGCCGCAUGGAUGACAAACGCGAAUAAUGCAGCUAGCGAGCUCGGACCAGUCACAACUCGACUCGAAAUAGAGGUAGGAAAACAAUUGUGCGAAAUGAUUGGCUUUGAGUCGACAUGCCAUCCAUGGGGACACAUUACCAAUGGUGGAUCCACUGCAAAUUUGGAAGCCUUGUGGGCAUCCAGGAAUAUCAAAUUCUUCCCAUUGGCCAUACAAAAGGCCAUUAAGGACGAGCGAGUGUUAGCCAGUGCAAGGGAUCUAAGCGUGUAUAUUCCAAGGCUAGGAAGAAAGCAGAAAAUAACAACCACAUCCACAUGGGAUUUGCUUAAUCUUGAUCUUGAUGACAUUGUGGAAUUACCCCAUAAUAUUCAGCGUCAGACAGGAAAAGAUGCAGCUGUUCUCAAAGAUGUUCUGAACAAAUACACUCUGGCCAAUGAUGGUUUCGUCCAGUUUUAUCUGCUGCACGGCUUAAGGACUGCACCUAUAAUUAUAGCUUCAGCAGCAAAUCAUUUUUCAUGGGGAAAGGCUGCAACUCUCGUCGGUGUUGGUGGCCGAAAUCUCGUUUGUGUCCCCUUCGAUCGAAAUGCAAGGAUGGAUAUUGUAGCAUUACGUAAACUCUUGGAUGAAAAGUUGGCAAAGAAGGUUCCAGUGAUUGCAGUGAUAUGUGUGUUUGGUACUACAGAACACGGAGCCGUGGAUCCUAUUUCAGAUGUCCUCAAGCUGAGAACAGAAUACAGAAACAAGGGCCUGAACUUCUACAUACUAGCAGAUGGGGCUUGGGGAGGUUACUUUGCCACACUUAUAAGACAAUCCCAGGGAGACGAUCAGCCAUUACCACCUUUUCCCAUAAGUGACUACAUACAUGAGCAGUUGACCAAACUGAAGUAUGUGGACACUGUGACUAUUGACCCUCAUAAGUCCGGAUACUGUCCCUAUCCGGCGGGGGGUUUGUGUUAUAGAAACGGACAUAUGAAGUCAUUUAUCUCCUUUGCUACGGACAUGGUGUUCAUGGAUGCAGAUACGGUUUCCAACUGCAAUGGAGUCGAGGCGUCAAAACCAGGCGCCGGGCCGGCUGGAGUUUACCUUACUCAUAAGGUAAUUGGACUACACAGCUCAGGAUAUGGACGAAUCCUUGGCCAGUCGAUGCUCGGAGCUAAACUGUUCUAUUGUGCCUGGAUGACCGCCGCUAAUUCUGACGACAACUUUGUGUGCGUUCCUUUGACACCAAUCCCAGAAGACUUUGACUAUGACGAGGAAUCAGCGAAGACGUUUAUCAGAGACAGAAUCCUGAGUUCGUCCUAUAAGGACCUUGUGACGGAUGCCGAGGUGAUGCGUUUUCUGUCCGAGAUUGGUCCGGAUGUAGCAAUAAACGCCUUUGCCGUGAACACGAAGGGAAACACCAGUGUUAACAAGUGCAACCGUCUCAACAUGGCCGUCUUUGAAAAGUUGUCUCAGUCGGACCCCAGGCGAAAAACCAUUCGUGACAUACCAUUGUUCCUUACAAAAUCAAGACUUGCCCAAAAAGAAUGCUUCAGGAUAUUGAAAUCCUUCAAGACACGUCUCGGGGUUUCGGCUAACUCCAGUGGUGUGCUCACGUUUCUGAGGAAUACCGUUACUAACCCCUGGACAUCGGCUGACAACACGAUACAAAUGCUGGUACAACAGUUCCGAAAAGUGGUCAUUCAGUGUAUUGCAGAGAUUGACGAGACUGAAAACAAAGCCGGUGAACAAACAUACUGAUAAUGAUGCCAUGGACAAAAAGUGUUACUUGUAUAAAAAUCGACUAAUGUCAACAGGACUAUGUAAAUAAUAGUUUAUUGUAAUCAAGGGAAUGAGUUUAUGAUUGAGGAUUUUACUAUUUUUCUCUCAAAAUAAUCUCGGUUUGUGGUUAUAUUUAACUUCUUGUCGAAUGCUGAAUAACUAUAUGCACAAAAUAUAUAACACAAUGUAUAGAUAUGUACUUGGUUUCAUUA
Ylistrum balloti is the source of this 2351-nucleotide messenger RNA. Its product is annotated as L-tyrosine decarboxylase-like. Gene Ontology annotation, biological process: carboxylic acid metabolic process. Bases 1 to 2118 code for a protein of 705 amino acids. The record is from RefSeq and is a predicted model, not a curated record. The transcript is spliced from 10 exons. Gene Ontology annotation, molecular function: pyridoxal phosphate binding; carbon-carbon lyase activity. NCBI's taxonomy places the organism in Eukaryota, Metazoa, Mollusca, Bivalvia, Pectinida, Pectinidae.